AUGCGCUCCCGGUUCCCGGACGUGACUGACGACCGCUUGAUAACAGACAUGGCAACCGAGUUGGAAAACUCUAGUAGGAACCAAGCCCAAUGGCUAGAAAUAAGUGCAAAUGUAAAACCAUCGGACCUGUCGUGCCGGUCGUGGGAAUGGGAGAGUACGUUGGUUUAUGGGCAUCCAACUCACCCAUACCAUCGAAUGUUUUAUCCGCAAUCACCUCUAUACCCUUUCGACCCGAGAAACUUGAUAGAUGUCAUCCACCCAUCGCUAGUCUUCGUCGCGGUCCCUCGCACCGACCUGCGUAUCUCGGGUGCAUUCAAGGAGACGUUGGAGCCCCUGCUCGCCGGACUGGGCAUUUUAUCAAGCGCCGGCAAGCACGAGUUGAUUGUGCCUUGCCUAGCCCAGCAGCUUCCCGCCGUCCAGCGAUACUUUCCCCAAGCUAGAGUGCUCAAGACGGUCUCGGAGUGCGCAGAUGCGCAGGCCUCGAUGCGUACGCUGACACUGCGCCCAGAGCUUGACUUUCCAUUCCAUCUCAAGCUGUCUCUUGCGUGUCGCAUCACAUCUGCAGUGCGAACAAUCUCCCCACUUGCUGCCAUGGCGGGUCCCGCCAUAACAGACCUGCGGGCGAAGCUUCUGCCUCUAGACUUUUGGGUUUUCCGAGAAGUCGGAGCUGUGGCCGGCAAUCAAGCGGAUUCUGCUCACGCGAGACAUCUAUGUUGCAUCCUCCGUGACGACCUCGAAGCUAGGGCCAAGGCAAACAACGAGGCAUUGAUCAUCGCGGCAGCUCUAGCGCAAUGUCCAUAUCCUCUAGGCAAAAAGCGCUCUUACGCUGAAAUAUUAUUCAACCUAAGAAGCCACGAGGAGAAACGUAAAUGGUUUAGAAGAUAUGUUGCCUGCUUAUUUCGGGCCGCCUUGCCACCCCUCGUCCAUCUGGGAAUCGGGCUUGAAGCACAUGGCCAGAACAUAGUUGUCCGGAGUCAUGCUGCGGCCUUGAUGAGCUCCCUGGGGCUCGAGAGACACGGUGGAUGGGCUAUUGUCCAGGAGGAGUUGGGCGACAUGUUAAACAUGAGCAAACCAGGGCGAAGGCUUCACGACUUCUUUCUCGGCGACACGAUGCCCUUCAUGUGCUUCUUGCGCUUGCGAAUGGAGGAAAGGGGCUACGAUCACGUCGAAAGGCAGCUCCCAAAUGUGCUUUUCAUGGAUUCACCUCGGCUUUGCAAGGGGCCUGAGCCGACGGGUAUCCAAAGGUGGUGUUGGGGUCACCAAUUCCAGGUACCAAAUGUUCUCAAUUGUAACUAG
Messenger RNA from Hirsutella rhossiliensis, 1296 nucleotides. RefSeq names its product iucA / iucC family domain-containing protein. The record is from RefSeq and is a predicted model, not a curated record. Gene Ontology annotation, biological process: siderophore biosynthetic process. NCBI's taxonomy places the organism in Eukaryota, Fungi, Ascomycota, Sordariomycetes, Hypocreales, Ophiocordycipitaceae. The transcript is spliced from 6 exons. The coding region runs from base 1 to 1296 and encodes 431 amino acids.